AUGGCUGGGCUAGGUGUCGGCGUUGGUGGCGGCGGCUACAAGGACGAGGGCGACGAGGGCGACGAGGGCGUACUCCAGGCGGCCGUGGAGGUGUUCGCGAAGCUAAAGGCUCUCAACUGCCCGGUCCUUGAGGGUCUUUAUAUCACAGAACCUAAGACCAUUCAGGAACUGCUGUGUAGUCCCUCGAAGUACCGCUUGGAAAUCCUGGAGUGGAUGUGUGUUCGGGUCUGUCCCUCCUGGCAGGACAAGUUCAGCUCGCUGAAGGGGGCCCCAGUUGAGGUGAAGAUCCAAGCUGAGAUGGUGAAACUAGGCCAUGAGCUGAUGCUGUGUGGGCUGGAUGACCAGGAGCUCCUGAAGGGCCGGGCCUGCGCCCAGAAGCAGUUGCACCUAAUGGACCAGCUGCUGGAUGCAGUCCGGAGCCUGACCAUUGGAUGCUGCAGCUGCUCCAGUGUGAAGGAGCACUUCGAGGAUACGAGAGAGAAGAAUGAGGCACUGCUGGGGGAGCUCUUCUCUAGCCCCCACCUGCAGAUGCUCCUGAGCCCAGAGUGUGACCCAUGGCCCGUGGAUACGCAGCCCCUCCUUGACCAGCGGAACGACGACUGGCAGAGGGCCAGCCCUUCUGUGGAGCUGGAGGACGAGAAGGUGAUGGAGCUGGCCAGGAAGCUGCAGGAGAGCACUGCCAAGCUGCAGAUGCUCAGGGUAGAGUGCUUUGCACAGCACAAGCAAGGAGUUGCCGUGAGUGGGGCCGACACCAGCACCCUGGACCAGAAGCUGCGCCUGGUCAUCUCUGACUUCUACCAGCUCGUUGUGGCUUUUCUCCAAGUCUAUGAUGACGAGCUGGGUGAGUGCUGCCAGCGCCCAGGCCCCUACCUCCACCCGAGUGGCCCCAUCAUCCAGGCCGUGUACCAGACUCUGACUUCAUGCAGCCAACUGUUGAAAGCAGUCAUGGAGGUCACUGACACCUCAGCCCAAGCUGUGGAGAUGGCGAAGCAGCAGCAGGGCGAGCAGAUCUGUUGGGGCAGCAACAACUCUGUCAUGAGUCUAGCCACCAAAGUGGAAGAACUAACUCAGAAAUACAAGAUCUUCAGUGACAGUCUGCAGAAAGGCAUGGAGUAG
Molecule: messenger RNA, 1116 nt
Organism: Odobenus rosmarus divergens (Pacific walrus)
Lineage: Eukaryota; Metazoa; Chordata; Mammalia; Carnivora; Odobenidae
Gene: HAUS7
Product: HAUS augmin-like complex, subunit 7
Exons: 11
Coding region: 1-1116 (371 amino acids)
Biological process (GO): spindle assembly; centrosome cycle
Cellular component (GO): HAUS complex
Molecular function (GO): microtubule minus-end binding
Source: RefSeq, a predicted model, not a curated record